CGAUCCGAUGGAUGGCCCCAUCCAUGUCUUUCUCCAAAUCGUCUCAACUCCUUAGACGAGCGACUUCUGGGGGUUUUGCGCUCGUCUAGGUUGUAAAGCUCCCCACCCCUUUUUCAGUCCAAAUUGGUGUCAUUUUUUUCCUACCAUCAUCGGAUCGCCUACUCAAGAUGUCGAAUACCACGGCCCGAACUGCCCCUCGGGGAUCGUCUUCGGCUUCCACCAACUACACCCCGGUGCCUCAAUCUCCAAAGCAAGAUGCUCCGAUCACGGGAGAUGCUACGCACCAGAGUAGGGACUCCCUACAGGAACCGCCCGCGGACCAGAUAGAUAAGCAAGACAGCUUCUUGGCCUACUUAUCGACGAAAGAGUUUUACAUUACCCUACUUCUUGGGCAGGUUUUGGCCAUUGCAAAUACCGCCUGUAGCACUUUCAGCACCCUCCUAGUCCGCGAGGGAACCUCAAUUCCGGCUUUCCAGACCUUCUUUAACUAUUUCUUGCUCAACAUUAUAUUCACCCCGUAUACUAUAUAUCGUUAUGGCACUAGGGGCUGGGCUCGAAUGGUGCUCCAUCACGGCUGGAAAUACAUCUUCUUGUCCUUCUGCGAUGUGGAAGGCAACUACUUCAUAGUGCUGGCGUACCGCUACACAACCAUGCUGAGCGCUCAGUUGAUUAACUUCUGGGCAAUUGCGGUUGUUGUCAUCGUGUCCUUCACAUUCUUGCGCGUGCGUUAUCAUAUUACCCAGGUUCUCGGUAUCAUGAUCUGCAUUGGCGGAAUGGGCGUCCUGAUCUCCUCGGAUCAUAUCACUGGUACCGAUGAUGGGAACUAUUCCCGCGGGGACCAAAUCAAGGGAGACCUCUUUGCGCUCCUAGGUGCGACAUUCUACGGCCUUGCCAACACCGGGGAGGAAUUCUUCGUCAGCACGGCCCCUGUGUACGAAGUGCUCGGCCAAAUGGCAAUGUACAGCAUGGUUAUCAACGGCGUCCAGGCGGGCAUCUUCGACCGCAGUUCAUUCCAAACUGCAACUUGGAAUAUCCAGGUUGGCGUCUACUUGACAGGGUAUACACUUUGUCUUGCCUUUUUCUAUUGCAUGGUACCGCUACUGUUCCGGCUGUCGUCCGCUGCAUUCUUCAACAUCUCGAUGCUGACCAUGAACUUCUGGGGAGUGCUCAUCGGCGUCGGGAUGUUCCACUACACGAUCCACUGGAUGUACCCUAUCGCAUUCAUGCUCAUUAUCAUCGGGCAGCUCAUCUACUAUCUGGGACGACGCGUUCUGGGAGAAGCGCGCAAGCCCUGGUUAGGACGGAACCAGGAACGCGGUGUGUCGGGAUUAUUUACGGCAAGGAGAAAGAUCGAGAGCACUCCUGGUCGGAGUCGUAGUGACUCCGUAUCAACGACUUAUUCCGAACAUGACCCCAUGCUGCCGCACACCAGCGCGGCGUAGGGACGCUGGCGUUCCUAUCACCCGAACUUAUAUACAUUCUAGACAGACCAGUUCGCUAGACACGACGCCAUGAGUUUCAUGAUAGAGUCUCCAUUGGGGUUUUCAUGAUCAAGCAGAAUACUUUAUAUCUAGAAGUUUUGAGCAGUUCAGAGAACCCUUAUGAUACCAUUCUAGAUGACAUGAUAAAUACUAUGCGAAGUUCUGAGCCCUUAUAAUAUACAUAGCAAUGAACG
Messenger RNA from Aspergillus sclerotioniger CBS 115572, 1675 nucleotides. RefSeq names its product DUF914 domain membrane protein. Gene Ontology annotation, cellular component: membrane. Lineage: Eukaryota; Fungi; Ascomycota; Eurotiomycetes; Eurotiales; Aspergillaceae. The record is from RefSeq and is a predicted model, not a curated record. The coding region runs from base 168 to 1442 and encodes 424 amino acids. Gene Ontology annotation, biological process: transmembrane transport. The transcript is spliced from 4 exons. Gene Ontology annotation, molecular function: transmembrane transporter activity.